Messenger RNA from Seminavis robusta, 3116 nucleotides. The record is from the annotation of a GenBank genome assembly. Lineage: Eukaryota; Bacillariophyta; Bacillariophyceae; Naviculales; Naviculaceae.
AAGGUACUGUAAGCAUUCGUCAGCCUGGCGAACGCAGGCACUGGUUCCCAUUUACCGAAAGGAACGCUUUUGGGACUGCCGAGCUGCCGAGCGGUGCCUGAAAAGCAAUCACCUCAUUGACAGAAACACAUCAAAAGUUGCAUUCCAUCGGCAUUGCGAAGCGACCCUGCAGUUUCGCAUUGACGACGACCAACGCAUUCUCACCAUCAUUCUCACAUCAUUGCCAGCCUUCGCAAACAAAAGACACUCCGCGAAAGAUAUACAGAAGGCGUCUCAUUCAUCUAGCUAGCCGUUGAGAUUACAGAGUCUCUUUGGUUGACAUAUUUGCUACAGUAUUUCAUUGGUCAUUGCCCAGCCAUGUUUGGUUCCAAGUUUGCCUCGACAUUGACCAGAGCUGUGGCGGCACGGUCCUCCACAGAGAUGACGGCUGCGGCGGCGGCUGUGGCCAUCGCAGCGACCGUGGCCGUCACCGGAAGCACCGAGACAGAGACACCGCAACAGCAACAACAGCAGCCAGACGUGUCGUCCACCAAACAACCGCUGUUACUGCGGCCUCGGUUAUUACCACUACCUGUUCUUACCACAACAUCCUGCGAAGCCCUGAUGCCACAGCAACAUGCGACAGGACACCGUUUCAGUCGCUUGGCUCGUCGUCGGACCCUUCAACGGAUGAAGAAAACCCAGACGCGCGAGACUUUGGAGAGCAAGUACAUGGUGGAUCCCAAUCCGUUGGGCGACGGGGCCUUUGGGGAAGUCUUGUUGGCUCGUCAUCGCAAGACGGGAGAAGGUGUGGCCGUCAAAAAAAUUCCCAAACAAUUCACUUCUGACAUGAACUUUCAAUGCGAAAUGGAUGCCCUCAUGCACAUUCGGGCCCAAGGAGGUCAUCCCAAUAUUUGUGCUCUCAGAGAAAACUUUGAGGAAGGGGAAUAUUACUAUCUCGUGUUAGAUUUAGUAGGAGGUGGAGAGAUGUUUGAUCAUCUCUGUGCUAAUGGAGCUUACUCUGAAGCAGAUGCCGCCAGAUUGGUUCGAGAAGUGGCAUCGGCCUUGGCAUUUUGUCAUGGCAUUGGCUUGGUCCAUGGCGACUUGAAACCCGAGAAUCUCAUGCUCAGUUCGGAGAAUCCACUCCACGCUGUCAUUAAGAUUGUCGACUUUGGGUGCGCUCAAGUCACCAAAGGCGACCAGGAGCGUAUGGAAGGGCAGGAUGCACCAACGGCAGCCGAACAGUCCAUUGUUCACGGCGACAACACCAUUGCCAACACUCCGGCGUACUGUCCACCAGAAAUACUCGAUGUGGAGUUGAGAAAGAAGCGCGGCCUUGCGCUCUACAAUAAGAUUGAUCCCUCCUUUGACAUGUGGGCGCUGGGUGUCAUUCUCUACAUUAUGCUGACCGGUGUACACCCAUUCGAUUUGGAUGGAACUGCCACGGACGACGAAGUCGAACAAAAAAUCGUUAGUCGACAAGCACCGCCACUCCGCAAUUCGCCACUCACGGCACACCUCUCCGAUUCGGCCAUUUCCUUGAUUGAACAGCUCAUGCAAUGGGAACCCGAGGCUCGUCUCACCGCACAUCAAAUGUUGGAACAUCCAUGGGUAAUGGGAGAAACGGCGUUGACGGGCAAGAUGGCAAAUUCCGACAAGAAGUUGAGCUCCUACCGCGCAUACAAGAGCCGACUGGAAGCCAAAGUCUUUUCGGAUAUGGUCCAGUGGUCAAAUGACAUGUCGCAAACGUCACAAGCGGCGAACACUUCGCUGCUGGAACGCGCCUUUCACAAUUUGGAUGAAUCCAAGCGUGGGUACAUUACCAAGAAGGAUUUGAGACGACUGAGUGGUCGCAAGGACAAUCAUGAGCCGCCCACCAAAGCUCGAGCGCAAGCGACAUCGGCGGCGACACUUCCGGUCGAGGAAGAAGCUCUGGACUUGUCUGGUUUCUCCGAAUUGUUGGCGGACAACCUGAAGAACCGGUACUUUCCCAAGGGACAUGUGGUGUAUCGCGAGGGCGACCGUGGGGAUCAAAUGUUCUUUAUCAACUCGGGAACCAUCCAAGUGUCCAGCAGUGACGGCCAUGCCAGUACGCGUACACAGGGAGAUACCUUUGGCGAAGGUGCCCUGCUGCACGACAGCGGGUGCAACACUUCCACCAUCAAGUGUGUCACUCCCGUGCAUGCGAUUGAGAUUAGCCGGAACUACUUUGAAAAAUUUCUCGAGGGGACCAAUGGCGAUGAGACCAACGUUGCCAAAAUACAUCUUUUCGAAAAAGAUGCCACACGCAAACGCGAACGUGCCUCUCGGCUGCUUCGAAAUCAGUCCAAGCACGAGAUGAAGGAAGUCAAGGCCGGAGAACGCUUGUACGAUGUAGGUGAUAUUGGACAAAGCUUGUUCAUUCUGGAAGAGGGAAAGGCUGAUGUUGUCGUCGGCAAUGGAAAGUUGGUCUUUACGCUGGAUCCCGGUGAAAUGUGUGGCGACUACGCGAUUGCAUUCGGCCGGCCCCGCAAUACCUCCACGAUCUGUACGAGCGCGGGAGGCUGCAAAUUCCGCGUCAUGAACAAGGCAGAAUACCAACAAGUGGUAUCGGAGGGCCCAUGGUGGGUGAAGAAGUCAUUGCGGGAUAUCAGUUUGCGACGGGAAUUCCAAAAGGCGUUGGUGAUGAAGACGGGACAAGCCUUUCCGACGACGGACGAGGCACAGAUGAAGCGGCUGUUUGAAAUUGCCGAUGUGAACAAGUCGGGCAAGUUGGAAUUGGACAACGUUCGGGAGAUGUUGCAUGCCUUUGACAAGUCGUUCAGCGAUGCAGACGUCAAGGAGAUUCUUGAUGCUUUGGACUUGGAUGACAGUGGCGCGGUUUCCUUUGACGAGUUCAAGCGCAUGUUCACAGCUCGUCCCAAGACAGUUUGCACUUCUGCUUAGAUUAGAAAGAAGACAUUUUUGUACAAAACAGGUGAUGCAAUGGAGAGGCGGGCAAAAGCAAGCCACACAAAGAAUUCGGCUUCUUGCCCCCCAAGCCCGUUGACAUCCACAAUUCAAAUUCGUAAUGGCAGCUUGAGUUAUUCUCGCUCUAUGACACGUUUUGCAAGAUUUUGAGAUAGAAAGAAAAAAUUACGUUCAUAGCCUACUUUUGC